AUGGAUAGGAAGAGGAAGAACCCUAAUCAAUUUUUCUCUUACGUUCGUUUUGAAGCCAGUGGUGAUUCUGAAGCUGAUUCUGAUCCUAACAUGGAUUGUGAAAAAGCUAAAUCAUCAUUGCAUGAUGAGGAUAAUGACGACGCUUUAUCUUGCAGUGGUGGAUCUACGGUUGAUGAGCAUGAUGAUGGUGAUGAGAACGAGAAGAGAAAAGACGAAGAGGAAGAGAAAGAUGUUGUUUAUGGAAAAUCAUAUUGUGAAGAAGAUGAAGAGGAUGAUGAAGUGCAUGGUGAAGAUGUUGAUUUAGGUGGAGAUUUGGUGGAUGAGAAUGAAAAGAAUAGGAGGUUUUGGGAAGCUUGUAUGGCAUCUUGA
Molecule: messenger RNA, 369 nt
Organism: Lathyrus sativus (Indian pea)
Lineage: Eukaryota; Viridiplantae; Streptophyta; Magnoliopsida; Fabales; Fabaceae
Source: the annotation of a GenBank genome assembly